Cydia amplana is the source of this 1582-nucleotide messenger RNA. RefSeq names its product stromal membrane-associated protein 1. Gene Ontology annotation, molecular function: GTPase activator activity; metal ion binding. Gene Ontology annotation, cellular component: cytoplasm. The transcript has 5 exons. The record is from RefSeq and is a predicted model, not a curated record. The coding region runs from base 100 to 1416 and encodes 438 amino acids. Lineage: Eukaryota; Metazoa; Arthropoda; Insecta; Lepidoptera; Tortricidae.
UUCACUUUACUCUAUGGUUUCUGCUGCUGCCUUCAACAAACAAUCCUUCCACCCAUUUCCAGUGAUUUUCAAGCCGUUUGCUACAAAUAUCUAACAGAAAUGACAUCGAAAACCGAAAAGGACCGGGCCAAACAGAUCCAGGACCGAUGUCAGAACAUAUUGAUGGCUAUGCUGAAGGAUGAAGACAACAAAUAUUGUGUUGACUGUGAUGCUAAAGGACCGCGCUGGGCAUCAUGGAACCUUGGCAUAUUCCUGUGCAUCCGCUGCGCCGGCAUCCACCGGAACCUGGGCGUGCACAUCUCCAAGGUCAAGAGCGUCAACCUGGACUCCUGGACCCCGGAACAAGUGGUAUCCCUCCAACAAAUGGGUAACUCGCGCGCGCGCGCCGUGUACGAGGCCAACAUGCCGGACUCGCUGCGUCGGCCUCAGAACGACUCCUCCCUGGAGGCCUUCAUCCGGGCCAAGUACGAGCAGAAGAAGUACAUCGCCAAGGAGUGGGUGCCGCCCGCCCCGCCCAAGGUCAACUGGGACAAGGAGAUCGAUGAGGAAAUGGAGCGGCAGAAGCGGAAAAAGAAGUCGACCUCAUCGGGCCUGGGCCCCCUGCCCGCGCCCGCCAGCGACAAGAAAUACAACAAAUCGGACGUAAUUCCGAGCAUACCGAAGCCCAAGUCAUCAGUCAGCCCAAAGCUGGGCCGGAGCACGCCCACAGCCCAAGCAGAGCCCCCGAAGCCCACCAGCUCUGCGGACCUGCUCGGCCUGGACACCUCCAAGCCCGAGGCCAAGCAAGAUGACAUCUUCUCAAGCUUUUUCUCCGCUCCCCAAGAACCUGUUGAGCCUCCUAAAGAAGUCAAACCCGACUUGAAGACCGAGGAAGAAAAUUUCUUCAAACAACCCGCCCCGACUGAAAAGGAAAAGAACAAACUAACUAAAGAUAGUAUCCUAGCUUUAUAUAGUAAGACUCCUUUAGGAAGCCAAUUCAAUCAGCAAAGCUUCAACGCGCCGGCGCAAAGUCAGUUCAACCAAACACAGUUCAAUCAACCAGCUCAGUUCAACCAGCAACCAACCAAUCAGUUCAAUUCAACCAAUUUUAAUCAACAACAGUUCACUCAACAGCAGAAUCAGUUCGGUUUCGCUAACGCGUUCCAAUCGCAGCCUUUUAACAAUGCGGUACAAAAUGGUUUGCAACAACAGCAACAACAACAGUUUAACCAGUUCCAGUCGAUGCCCGGCCAGUUUCAGCAGCCCUUCGGACAACAACAGUUCAACUCCGCCCAGCAAAGUUUCCCUCAAAAUAACCAAUUGUUCAACCAGCCUCAACAGCCGCUAUCCCAGCAAUUCGGCUCUUUAAACUUAAGCCAGGGUUUCUCUAGCGCGUUUCCGAACGCCAAUGUUGCCAGCAAUAGCACUUGGCAGUAACACGUUUUUAGAGACGUUCCUACACGUUAUUUUUUUUGUGAUAGUUUGUUUUAUCUAUGGAGCAUUUGUUAUCUGUGCAAAGGAGUCGAUUUGUUUUCGAUUGUACUGGAGGACAAUAAUAUGAAUACGCGUAGUCGCGAAUUUACUGUAAACUUGAAUUCUUUAG